Molecule: messenger RNA, 1461 nt
Organism: Sphaeramia orbicularis (orbiculate cardinalfish)
Lineage: Eukaryota; Metazoa; Chordata; Actinopteri; Kurtiformes; Apogonidae
Gene: ap4s1
Product: adaptor related protein complex 4 subunit sigma 1
Exons: 6
Coding region: 341-775 (144 amino acids)
Biological process (GO): protein transport
Source: RefSeq, a predicted model, not a curated record
UAGGUUUUUUUUCUUUCCUCAGUGAAUGCACUGUAAAGCUGUUUUUUACCCUCGUAAAUUCUGUUAUUGAACGCAGCAGAAGACGGUCUCACUGAGCAUGCGCAAUGAAACGUUAACAUCUUAGCAUGACGGUGUUAGCUGCUGAAGAAAAUGUUCAAUUCCCACUUUUUUAUUUUAACGCUGAUUGAAUAUAUUUGAAUCACAGUAAAGCGGAUUUAUUACUUUACAAGAAGCUUUCAUAGAACCUUCUCCUUCAGACUGAGGAUGAGUAAAACGGACCUGUAGCUUGUUUUUAGCUCAUUUAGCAUUUAACGGGUUAUUAAACACAGCGGGUACAGAAAUGAUAAGGUUCGUGCUGAUGGUGAACCGUCAGGGUCAGACCAGGCUGUCCAGGUACUACACACCUGUAGACCUGAACCGCAGGGCAGCGCUGGAGGCAGACGUGGUCCGCUGCUGCCUGAACAGAAAGAAAGACCAGUGUUCGUUCGUUGAGUAUCAGGACUUUAAACUGGUUUAUCGUCAGUACGCUGCUCUUUACAUCGUGGUCGGCGUCUCAGAUGGAGAGAACGAGCUCUCCAUCUACGAGUUGGUUCAUAACUUUGUGGAGGUUUUGGACAAAUACUUCAGCCGCGUGAGUGAACUGGACAUCAUGUUUAAUCUGGAUCGAGUCCACAUCAUCUUGGACGAGAUGAUCCAGAACGGACACAUCGUGGAAACCAAUAAGAACCGGAUCCUGGCGCCACUCAGCGCCAUUGACAAGAUGGCCGACGGCUGAGGACAGACAGGAAGUGAUGUCACCGGUUGCGAUGAUGCUUCAUUGGUCAAAGGUGGAGCUGAGUCUGAACGAUGUCUUCAACUAAAAACCUGAAAUACUUGAGUUUGACAUUUGUUACUGUUCAUGUUUGUUUUCAUAAACUUUUGCACCUGAAACAAACAGGACACGUCAUCAUUUAAAGUGACUUAAAUUGAUCUGAAAAUUUGACAUGUUGAGUUUGAAGGCAUAUGAUUCAGAGUCUGAGGUUGUCACGGAAACAUUCGGUUCAUUAUAGUAAAAUUAAACUCAGAUCGAAGCUGAAACAUUGAACCGUUUUAAAUCUUUAUCGACAGUAAACAGGACAAACACGCACACUCGGUUCAGUUCAUACUUUGCAAACAUUUUAAUGAUUAUUUUUUUGGAGCAUACACAUUUGAAAAUAUCUGUUUACCUCAAACUGCAACUCGAGUUAAAUAAAUGUUUAUAAUAUACAAAGAAAAUACAAGGAGAGCAGAGCCUCGCACACAACCAGUGUUUGUUUUUGUCUCUAUAGCUUCAUCAGGAAAAACAAAAUGCACUCUGACCUUUGACCUUUCACAGACGGAGGUCGGUCGGACAGAGAGAAACAACCCAAAACAGUCUCACACACAGAAAAUAAAAUCAUGAAACUAAAGAAAAGGAGAAGAAAGAAGCGUGAUUGUUUGCUG